GCAUCCCAGCUGCAAUCUGCAGAUCCAGUCCAGGCUGCCAUCAGGUGCAGGAGCUACUGCCUCCCCCCAGCAUCUGGGAGACCUACAAGAGGAUUAUUCCUUGCUGAGAGAGCUUGACUCUUCAGGGAACGGUGGGCUUCCUAUGUAAAUCUUGGCCACCAAUCAGUCAAUGUACCAGCUCUGCUCUCUAGCCAAGGGGAAGUCAUGAGGAUCUCAUGAGAAGACUGCAAAGCCUUUGACAAUGUUUCUCAGUUCAAAGGAACCGCUGCACCUGGAAGAAAGCCUGAAAAUGAUGUGAAACUUUAUGAAAGUGUUGAGAGAUGGUAUUACGAGAUGUCCGGGGACUAUGAAGAGGAUGUUUGCAGCAUCACAGUGAGGUUGAUGAAAGAACUUUGCUACAAGAAUGAACAAGAUGAAAAAUGUCUGGAAUUUUAUGAAAUACAGCGAAACCUUGGGCUGACACGCUAUACAGACUCAGAGGUCUCCGUCAGUCUUCUAUCGGUUAUUGUCACCUUCUGCGGAAUAGUUCUCCUUGGAGUCUUGCUCUUUGUCUCUUGGAAGUUAUGCUGGAUUCCAUGGAGGGACAAAGGUUCAACUCAGAAGAAGGAUCAUGGACACCAUGGCCACCUCCACCACUCCCACUAUGGGGAUUUAUUGGUGGAGCGUGUAGAGCUUGGACAGGAGAUGCCAGAACGUUCAUAUUUGGACAUGGACUCUUACCCAGAAACCAACAUUAAAAUAAGUCAGACAUCUCCUGACAUACCAGUUGACAGCCAGGGUGUGGCCAAGGAAUCUCAGAUGCCUUAUGCACAGUCACACCAGCAAGUGGCUAACAUUGUUCCGACUACCAGAUACAACACACUGCCCAGGCCUAUGACACAGCAGUUAUCCAGUCCUGACUUUUCAGGUCAUGUGGAUGAAAAACCAGAGCAGGCCACCAGUAUUGGUCAGAUUAAACCAGAGCUAUACAAGCAGCGGUCAGCUGAUGCAGAGAUGAAGAAGCAGGAGGCCACUAGCUGUGGACGCAUUAGCUUCAUCCUACGCUAUGGCUACAACACAGAGCAACUGGUUGUAAAGAUAUUGAAAGCUCUAGACCUACCAGCAAAGGAUUCCAAUGGGUUUUCAGAUCCAUACGUGAAGAUGUAUCUACUGCCUGACCGAAAGAAAAAGUUCCAGACUAAAGUUCACCGCAAGACUCUUAACCCAAUCUUUAAUGAGACAUUCCAUUUUAAUGUGCCCUAUAACGACCUCCAGAACCGCAAACUCCACUUCAGCAUCUAUGACUUUGACAGAUUCACCCGACAUGACCUCAUUGGACAGGUGGUGUUGGAUAACUUGCUGGAUUUCUCAAAUCCUUCGGAAGAAACCCCCAUCUGGAGAGACAUCUUGGAAGCCAGUUCCGAAAAAGCUGACUUGGGGGAAAUCAACUUUUCUCUGUGUUACCUCCCGACUGCCGGCCGCCUUACUGUCACGAUCAUUAAAGCAACAAACCUGAAGGCAAUGGAUUUGACUGGUUUCUCAGAUCCAUAUGUGAAAGCAUCUCUGAUCUGUGAAGGCCGGAGGCUGAAAAAGAGAAAAACAUCAAUUAAGAAGAAUACGCUGAACCCAACCUAUAACGAGGCGCUUGUGUUUGACAUUCCUAAUGAAAAUAUGGACCAUGUGAGCCUCACAAUUGCAGUUAUGGAUUAUGAUUGUAUAGGUCACAAUGAGGUUAUUGGAAUGUGUCGUGUGGGCAGUGAUGCCGACAUGCCAGGAAGGGAACAUUGGACUGAGAUGCUGGCAAAUCCCAGAAAACCAAUUGAACACUGGCAUCAACUGGUUGAGGAAAAGGCUUUGACUGCAUUUGUGACAAAAUCUUCCCCACCUCGGGAAAAGCCAAGUAUAAUAGUGGACAAUACACUUUCUGACUAGUUGAUUCCACUAUCUAGGAAGAGAGAAGCAGAUCAGGAGAGCUGUAUUUGAGCUGAAGGCUUGCUCUAUCUGUUUCCUCUUCAUCUGACAUUUUAAUGAGGAGGGCACCAGACUCCCAAGAAUGGCAAAAGAAAGACAAGGCUGUAAAGAAAUGUAGAUUUACUUAAAGCCAUAGAGUAAUCAUGUACAUUUUGGAUGGAACUGUAAUGAGCCAUGGCAAACUCUUACCUGCUUUUUCACCAUGGAUGGGGAUAUUGGAUGCUGCCUGAAUUGACACUCCUAAUUUCAAACUCCAGCAAUGCACUAAACAGCGCAUGGAUGAUACAGAAGAGAUGAACUGUACAGUACAAAAUCUUGAAGAUGAAGCAGCUAUUAAGUAACAUUAAGUCUGAGUGAUCUGCAUGUAAAGGGAAAGCCUCUCCUCUCAGCGUCAUUUUGCUCUGAGGGAAGAACGUAGUGCUUGACUGCCAAAGCAAUUCCACUAUGGUCUUUCGACUCAUUUUACAGCUAUACGCUUGGUGUCAGUGUUGGCCUCAUUCUUUGAGUGUCUCCCAUAAGAACACCAACUCUAUUGAAAACUGAAAAAAAAGCUUCAUAAAGAUCAUUGUGUACCACACUCACACAUUUACUUUACCAUCGUGAGACCGAUUGUUUUGGUAAAUAGUUGUUGGACCAUGGACACCAAGAGAACUUCCUAGGCUCUUGCCAUGAGAUGUAAGCACUUUUCUGUCGACUGUCUUUCUAUUGAUUUAUGUAAUAAUGUAAAUUCUGUGUGUGUGAGGCUGAUAGCAGUGUCAAGUUGAGUGGUAUUUGAUGGUUUUCCCAUUCAUGUAAGUUUACCAUUGGUAUUAUGGUGACUGACAAUUCACAAUAUGGUCAGUUGUCCUAUGUUUCCGGUGAUGAUCACAAUUGUCCAAAGGGUUUGUCUUCCAUCCCUGACAUGGACCAUGGGUUCUGAUGAUUGUUUUCCAGUGCAAGAUUAUAGUUUAUAUAGAAGAUGUGGUAUACUUGCUUAUAGAUUUGAUCAAAAACCUUAUUCUUUUACUAAAAUUUAUGCCAGCUGAAUGCCACUCGGCCUUUUUCAUAAACGUUGUGGCCUACUAAUCAACUUUGUGCCUAAUGGCUUUGAAGAUAAAUGUAUUAUUGAGAUUUAUUGGGAGAAACAGAUAUUAUUCUAACUAUAAUAUUACAAUAACAAGAGAUAUAUAUUCCCAAGCCUGUAUCUACAUGUAAUCUAGAAUAAUGAAGAGUACACAUGGUCAUUCAAAAACCACAAGAAGCAAAAUUGGAUACAGUGAAUCCAUACAUGUGCGUAAUGGUGACCUAUGUAUAGUAAUUCUGCACCUGACUCUGUUUUUGUUUCAGUACAUCUUCAGUCCUACAAGCUAUGUUUCUUGAUAAUGUCUUAACAUUGCAGUUGCUUAAUGGAGCGUGUGCAAUAUCCACUUGUCGAUUAAAAUCAUCUGGAUGUCGUCAUGAUUUCCAUCUUGUUGACCGUUUACAGAUGUUUGGAUUUUAAGUGACUUUUAGCCAUCAAUUCACUUCAAAAUGGUUAUUUUCCCUAUCCCUUUGUAUAUUUUAUGGAUGUUGAAAGUGACCCUUUCACACCAUUUUAGGUACAAAGUUGUGUGCUGAUUAAUUUCUUAAUACAUAUUUUUAAAGUUCAGAACUUCACUUUUCUAAUGCAAAGCUCCAACUUCCCUACCUAGACAUAGAAUUAAAUUAAAUAAUUAUGUCUUCCUUCAGUCAUCAAUAGGUAUAGCCUAGGAAAUUGCUGCAUACAAUUUAUAUAUUGAACCCUGUAAUAGAAAAGUAUGCAGUAAGCUCCUAAACUUCCUCUUGUCAUGGUUGCAGGCAGUCAGAAUAUUAUAUUUUAAAUCUUUCUCUGCAGAAGGUCUGUACCUAAAAAUUGGAGCUUCAACCACUAUAAAGAUAAAUGAAAUUAAUCAGAACAGAAUUUUGGAAUUGAAAAUGCCAUGGUGUUAAAAAGGUGAAAAUUCACUUUAGAAAGGAAGAUGGGAUAGCUAAGUCUUAAUACUGAAAGGGGAAAUUUGAAGGGUCAUGUGUACAUGUCAUAUCAUCUUGAUACGAACAAAAAUAAAAUGUGAAAUUUUGAAUUUCAUGAUGAAAUUCUCUUUGUAUGAGGAACAGUCCAUAAUAUUAUGCUUACAAUUUUGGCUAUUUGCAAAGGGGCAUAAAAGAGCUUGACCUAUAUGAUGCGUUCCUCUUGGGUGGUCUUUCUUUGGGUGCUAGCACUUUUCCUCCAAAUUUAUCUACAUCAAUUGGAUUCACUGAGGAUUGCAUGGACUUCAUAGCAUGCUCUAAAAAUAGCAAUUGCA
Bufo gargarizans (Asiatic toad) is the source of this 4250-nucleotide messenger RNA. RefSeq names its product synaptotagmin 3 (gene SYT3). Gene Ontology annotation, molecular function: calcium ion binding; phosphatidylserine binding; clathrin binding. The transcript is spliced from 10 exons. Bases 334 to 1911 code for a protein of 525 amino acids. The record is from RefSeq and is a predicted model, not a curated record. Lineage: Eukaryota; Metazoa; Chordata; Amphibia; Anura; Bufonidae. Gene Ontology annotation, biological process: calcium-ion regulated exocytosis; regulation of dopamine secretion; regulation of calcium ion-dependent exocytosis. Gene Ontology annotation, cellular component: membrane.